AUGUCUAACACACCUAUUCCCAGCAACAACUCAUCUGAGGUUGCAGAGGAUGUUGAUGUCAGCUCUCUUCUACCUACCAGACUGACAUCAUCUUCUCGACAAAACAGAGGAACUUCUAUCCCACCCUCUGUGUUCACGUCAGCAUCUUCUGUCUACGAAUCAGCCCACACAUCUAUUACACCAUCUGACCAAGAAGACUCUAAUGCUUUAGCUGGAGGCAACACCAUCUUUGGUAUUUCUUUUGGAUCUGCUCCUCCCAACACUCCAGCCGAUAACAAUGAUGGCGUCUCUCUUUCCAACAAACCGCCAUCCAAGUCUGGUUGGACUGGAGAAUACUCUGAUCCUGGUACCCCCGCCGCUAACAUGUCUAAGCUUGGCUGGACAGGAGAGUACUCGACCUCUGGUGUCGAGCCUGAACGUUUAAUGGCAAGACUCAGCACUGUGGCCAACAAAUCAGACGAUGGUUCCCACAACACUCAGAAUGAAGCGGAGGGGAGAUCUUCUGGAGAGAGCUCCAGGACUAACGGGGGUGGCAAUGCUUUCACUGUCAGGGACAUCUUCUCUGAGAAUGAAAAGGUAACCAGACUGGCACAUCAGGCCAUCGGUCGUGUCACUCCCUGUUCGGUCAUGGAGUCUCUAGACGUCAAGCAAGUCAAGUCUGGUGUCGUCACUGUCACCAAGUCGCCAGCCCAGCCUCAAUCUGCUGUUCUGUGCAACAUUGAGGAUGAAUCUGUUCCCAAGGCUGAAGAGGCUGUGGUGUUCUCUCCCACUGAGCCAAAAUCCACAAAAGACUUCAAAUAUGUCAAUGGAGAAAAGGCCAGUAUCAUGGGUCGCAUUUCUUGCUGCAUGCAUGCCAUCAAGAUGAGCCGCAGACCCAAGCCUGGGAUACCAGUCAACCAACCCAAACACGCCACUCUCUCACCAGAAAAGCCUUGUCUCAAGCCAGCUACUUCUUUGGCUGGCAUUGUUCUUGAUGAGAUCGAGGAAGACAGCCCUCUUCAACCUGUCCCAGCACCCAAGCCCUCAAAAGACACAAGGGUUACUUUCGAUCUAGACGAGACAGCCAAGAGUGAGAAGUCUAAGUCCAAGCGAAAGAGAAAGUACAAGUCUAAAACCAACCUCAGUUUCAACAUAGCGUCAUACUUCUUUAGCAAAAUGAGCAAUCAGGAGACCGAAGACACUUCCGAUGAGAAUAAAGAACUUGAUGAUCCCAAUUCACCAUUUGCAGCACAAGACUUGGAAAUACAACGCCGUCUUGCAAAAGCGGACUGUUACCGCGAUGCAAAUGAACGCACUUCUAUUAUUCGGGGCGCGCUGGACUUUCUCUUGGUUGUCUCUGAUAGAGUCGACACUGUUGCUGCUGAUCGCAUCAGUUGUCUCUUGGACAGGACUGCAGAUAGGGGUCUUGGGAGCUAUACUGGUGAAGAGAAGGAUCACGUGAAUCCUCAUCAGUAUGGGAAUAGGGUUGAUCAGAGGCUGUACCGUUCUAAGGAGACGGCUAUGUCUUAUUUGAGAAGACGACAGCCUCGCACUUUUAUUCGCCUUGGGACUCCUUGGAUGAGGGACUGUCAGCAAUUCUCUCAUUAA
Messenger RNA from Fusarium oxysporum Fo47, 1587 nucleotides. RefSeq lists its product as uncharacterized. Bases 1 to 1587 code for a protein of 528 amino acids. The record is from RefSeq and is a predicted model, not a curated record. Lineage: Eukaryota; Fungi; Ascomycota; Sordariomycetes; Hypocreales; Nectriaceae. The transcript has a single exon.